Fimicolochytrium jonesii is the source of this 674-nucleotide messenger RNA. RefSeq lists its product as uncharacterized. Lineage: Eukaryota; Fungi; Chytridiomycota; Chytridiomycetes; Spizellomycetales; Powellomycetaceae. The transcript has 5 exons. The record is from RefSeq and is a predicted model, not a curated record. Gene Ontology annotation, biological process: cilium organization; actin filament polymerization. The coding region runs from base 47 to 328 and encodes 93 amino acids.
CGAUAGCCGUCGGGAGGUGUCUGAACCAUCUGCACCAUCCUCGUCGAUGCCAUCCCUUCAUGGAGCAUCUGCAAGUCAACUUGACACACAAUCACAAGGAAGCCCACAUCAACUAGCAGGAAAUUUGGCGAAAACAAAGGAGGAAGAAGAUGAUAUGGAGCAGCGGUCAGAGUUCCUUUUGCGGAAGCAAGAAGUAAAGGAGGCGCAGAAAGCGUACAUGCUGCGUCACCCGGAACUGGGCGACAUCAUGGCGGACUACCUGCAGUUGAUUCUACAUAGGAAGCCGGAGGACGUGUAUGCAUUCACCGCUGAAUACUUUUCGCUGUGAGGCGGAGUUGGCAGGGCAUUGGCAGGGUCCCCAUAAUGAAUGGUGUUCACUCGUGUCGAAGAGGAAUUGUAGGGCGUAAAAUCCGCAAGGGACGCUGGGCAGUUGCGGUACAUAAGCCCAGACCGCCCAAUCAUGGCAGGCACGUCUGACUGUUACCAUUCGGACAACCUGCGCAUGAACCUCGUCAAACUAGGAGGCGGGAGCGUAGCGCUAUGCCUGGCCACGAAGCAGUCGGUACGUUUCCGGCUUCCGGUCCGUGUUUUGAACAAGUAUGAUCCUUCGGAAAGCAGAGAGAGUCGGAGCAUACAGGAUGCAUUCAAUUUUCAAGAUUUUAUACAUAAUAGAA